UGUCGCGUUCCCACGUGCUGCAAAGCCUUUCCCCAUCCUUUUUUUUUUUUUAAUCGCGUGUCGUGGCUUGGCCAUGAAGGAACCGGGCGGUUGGACGUUGCGGGUCGGCUUGGUGGGCUUGGCGGCGGCGGCGGGGGUCGCCUACGGUCUUUACCGGGCGACUUCCAGGCGGAGCGGCGGAGCCUCCCCGCGGCCGAGGGGCUUGGAAGGGGGAGAAGUUUCGGGGUCUCCCGGGUUCUCCAGCAGCCCCCACCCGGCAUCUUUGAGAGGGUUCCCGCAAGGGGGCAGUGAUGGUUCAAAAUCCACCCAUGGCGUUCUUGAGGCCUGUCACAUUAAGAGUCUUCUUCAUCUGCUGGAGUCUACAGAGGAUUCUUUGCUUCAAGAACAGAUCUUGGUUACCCUGAGCAACAGCGCGGCCUUCUCUGUCAAUCAAGAUAUCAUUCGGAAUUUAGGUGGCCUCUCUCUGAUUGGAAAAAUGCUUUCAGUUCCCGUCACCAAUGUAAGACAGAAAGCACUUAAUGCACUCAAUAACUUGAGUAUGAAUACUAAAAAUCAAGAGGAACUAAAGAUCUAUAUUACCAAAGUGUGUGAGGAAGUUGAAGCAUCUUCCAUAAACUCCGAAUUGCAGAUGGCCGGCCUUCGAUUUUUAACCAACAUGUCUGUGACAAAUAACUAUCAUGACAUGAUGACUAGCUUCAUACCCAAUUUUCUGCACUUGCUAUUUGAUGGAAACGAAAGGACUCAGGUUCAAGUCUUAAAAGUCCUUGUGAACUUAUCAGCAAACCCAGUUAUGACAGAACGUCUACUUAAUUCACAGGCGCCCCUUCUCCUAUCUCUGUUCGACAGCUGCAUAAACAAAGAUAUUUUGCUCAGAGUCCUUGUGUUUGCCGCAAACUUGACAAAGUCCAUGACCCACGACAAGGGUUCCGCUAUCCACAAUCUGUACAACGAAGAUUCAGUUUUUUCUACUCUCUCUGUCAAUCCCCUCUAUACUCAAAAACUGGCGUCUCUGUUGCAUCAUGACGAUGCGGAAGUUAAAGAACAAGUGGCCAAGCUAAUAAUGCAGCAGGGCUGAGCUCGGAGGUCCAUCUCGAAUCCGUCUGUCGUCAAAAUCCUGAGCGGCUUAAAAAGAUACAUCGAUGACGACCUCCGAUGACUAUUUUAUUGAUCCGUGUAAAGCAGGGGUGUCCAAAGUUUUUUUGGUGAGGGCCAAAUACAGAAAAAUAAGCAAAGGCCCGGGCCACACCAUUGAACGGGGGGGGGGGGGAAGGGGAGGGCUAAGUUUUUUUCAUACCAGUUCUGUGGGUGUGGCUUAUUUUGGGGUGUGGCUGAGGAACUCUGGGAAUUGAAGUCCACAAGUCUUAAAGAGACCAAGUUUGGACACCCCUGAUCUUGGCUUUUGUUUUGUAUUUGGUACGAACUUGAAACUCCCUUCAUUAUUCCCUGCCCAAGGGGUGGAGGCGCGAGGAGCCUCGUCAGGCAGCCUGAGGAAGGCGAGGGUAGAACUGCUGGGGUCAGGCACGGCCAGCAGCCUCUUUCCCGCUCGCCACCUCCUCCGCCCCCUCCCUUCAUUAUUCCCCGCCCAUGGGGAGGAGCCGCGAGCCUCGCAGCGAACCACCGGGCAAGUACUGGGAGGCGGCCGAAAAGGGCCAUAUUCAAUUAUACUUUCAGAAUUUGCUGCGGGCCAAUAAAAACUGACCCGCGGGCCGCAGUUUGGACACCCCUGGUGUAAAGUUUCCUCAUUUUUAAAUGGAGAACUGUCUAAUCCCGGACAUUACCUGCUGCCUCUGUCUUUGUAUUGCCCCCAUCUCUGGAAGUAAAAAAAAGAAGGUCCAGGAAAGACCAGCGCAUCGACCCUGAAAUAAUCUGGAAUGUCAGGACGACAUUUGGAGGUUCGUUCUCCGAGCUUGUGGGUUGUUUCAUUAUCAGACUAAGUAACAUUUUCAGCAAAAUUUAGGGAAUUAUUUAUAUAUCUUCCUCUAGUCCAGGGAUGGCUAACCUUUUUCGGACUGAGUGCCCAAAGCACGUGCGCGAAUGUGCCCGAACCACCAAAAUGCAAUGUGCAUGCAGCCCCUGUCCAUGCGCCCCGCCUCCAUGCAUGCACAUGCGGCUCCCGCACAUGCCCUGUCCCAUCACAAUUGCAUGCGCGGGCCCCCGCAUGCGCCCUGCCCCCCGCACACAUGCAUGGCAGAGACCUGAAGACCAGCUGGCCGGCGGGAGACGCGUGUGUGCAUACGCAGUGCAGCUGAACUGGGGCGGCGUCUCACGUGCCAUCAGAGAGGGCGCUGCGUGCCACCUUCGGCACGUGUUCCAGAGCUUCGCCAUCACAGCUCUAGUCACAUCUAUCCAACCCACCAGAGCGGGGAGGCAGGGAAUGUUAGGGGUCACUUCUGCUAAGAAGGACCAUUUAGUGAGACCAAGAAGAAGGGUCUUCUCUGUGGUGGCUCCCUUUCUCCUCUGUAGAACAGGGAUAGUCAACCUUUUUAUACCUACCGCCCACUUUUGUAUCUCUGUUAGUAAUAAAAUUUUCUAACCUCC
This is a messenger RNA of Ahaetulla prasina, 2538 nucleotides long. RefSeq names its product armadillo repeat containing 10 (gene ARMC10). Gene Ontology annotation, cellular component: mitochondrion. Bases 74 to 1075 code for a protein of 333 amino acids. Lineage: Eukaryota; Metazoa; Chordata; Lepidosauria; Squamata; Colubridae. The record is from RefSeq and is a predicted model, not a curated record. Gene Ontology annotation, molecular function: protein binding. The transcript has 6 exons.